Messenger RNA from Camarhynchus parvulus, 1199 nucleotides. It is a transcript of the gene DENND10, whose product is annotated as DENN domain containing 10. The transcript has 9 exons. Bases 20 to 1084 code for a protein of 354 amino acids. Gene Ontology annotation, cellular component: late endosome. Gene Ontology annotation, molecular function: small GTPase binding; guanyl-nucleotide exchange factor activity. Gene Ontology annotation, biological process: regulation of early endosome to late endosome transport; protein transport. The record is from RefSeq and is a predicted model, not a curated record. Lineage: Eukaryota; Metazoa; Chordata; Aves; Passeriformes; Thraupidae.
GGAAGGCGGCGGAGCGAAGAUGGCAGAGCCGGAGGCGCAGCUGCUGCGGGCCGUGGGGUUGAUCGAAAAAGACACCAACGGAGAUGCUUUGUGGGUUUGGUGUUAUCCGUCCGUAACAGCGGAACUGAGGACUCUGCUGCUGCGAAAGUGCUGCCUUACAGAUGAAAACAAACUGCUCCAUACGUUUGUGUUCGGCCAGUAUAAAAGGUCUUGGUUCUACAUCACAACGGUAGAAGUUCAAGAUUCUCCAGCCUUGAAGAAGGUGACCCACUUCUCCAUUGUCCUGACAGCCAAAGACUUCAACCCAGAGAAAUAUGCAGCCUUCACCAGGAUCCUCUGCAGGAUCUACCUGAAGCAUGGAAGUCCAGUUAAAAUGAUGGAGAGUUACAUUGCAGUCCUCACAAAGGGCAUCUGCCAAAGUGAAGAAAAUGGAUCUUUCCUCAGCAAGGACUUUGAUGCUCGGAAGGCUUACCUUGCUGGCUCCAUCAAAGAUAUAGUGUCUCAGUUUGGAAUGGAAACAGUUAUUUUAUAUACUGCACUGAUGUUAAAGAAGAGAAUUGUAGUGUACCAUCCUAGAAUAGAAGCUAUCCAGGAAUUUACCAGGACUUUGCCUGCUUUAGUGUGGCAUCGACAAGACUGGUCAAUUCUUCAUUCAUAUGUGCAUCUAAAUGAGGAGGAACUGGAAGCCUUAAAAGCCUGCACAGGUUACAUUGCUGGAUUUACAGACUCUGAAGUGAGCAGUAGAUCAGACCUCUAUGAUGUCUAUGUGAAUUUGGCAGACAGUGAGAUUACAGUUUCGCCUGUAGUAAAAGAGGCAAUGACAAUGGGAAAACUUCACAAAGAAAUUGGACAACUAAUUGUUCAGUCUGCAGAAGAUCCAGAUAAAUCAGACAGCCAAGUCAUUAAGGACAUUUCUCUGAAGACAAAAGAAAUCUUGGCUACUUUAGCCUCACUUACUGAAGUUUCUGAUGGCAGUGAAAAACCAACCCUUAAUGCUGAGGCCCUGAAACAAAAGCGAUUUCCACCAGCCACAGAAAACUUCCUUUUUCAUUUAGCAGCUGCUGAACAAAUGCUCAAAAUCUGAUUUUGAUGCACUGCGGUGUUACGGACCAAUUCUGAAAAAGCUGUCUCUGCCAUCCAGAUAGGUAUACCUGGUAUUUUUUAUGAAAAACUAAAGGUAUGAGUCAAUGUCCUAGUUA